UCUGUGGCGGUGCUGCGGCUGCCCUGUUUUCUGCCAGCUGGGAGGGGCCGGGUAGGGGUUCUGCGGGAGCCCUAGGAGGUGGAAGGUUAAGCAUGGGGAAGAGCUGCAAGGUGGUCGUGUGUGGUCAGGCAUCCGUGGGUAAAACUUCAAUCCUAGAACAGCUCCUGUAUGGGAACCAUGUAGUGGGUUCUGAGAUGAUUGAAACCCAGGAAGAUAUCUACGUAGGCUCUAUUGAGACAGAUCGCGGAGUGCGGGAGCAGGUGCGUUUCUACGACACCCGGGGGCUUCGAGAUGGGGCUGAGCUGCCCCGGCACUGCUUCUCCUGCACGGAUGGCUACGUCCUGGUCUACAGCACAGAUAGCCGAGAGUCCUUUCAGCGUGUGGAGCUACUCAAGAAGGAGAUUGACAAAUCUAAGGAUAAGAAGGAGGUCACCAUUGUGGUCCUGGGCAACAAGUGUGACCUACAGGAACAGCGGCGUGUAGACCCAGAUGUGGCUCAGCAUUGGGCCAAGUCAGAGAAGGUGAAGCUGUGGGAGGUAUCAGUGGCUGACCGCCGCUCCCUCCUGGAGCCCUUUGUCUACCUGGCCAGCAAAAUGACCCAGCCCCAGAGCAAGUCUGCCUUCCCCCUCAGCCGCAAGAACAAGGGCAGUGGCUCCUUGGAUGGCUGAAGAGCUACCAUUCCUUCUUCAUCCUCCCAACCCUGUUCCAGCUUUUGGAACUCUAGAGGAUAGGCUAAGCGUAGGGCGUGUAUGUAGGCAAUCUGUCCUUCCCAGUCAGCAGAGGGAGCACCCCACUAGCCUAGGCAUCUGGGCUAUCUCAGGCCCAUGCCACUUCUCUCUCUGAACUCUUAAGAAAUGCAGAUAAUUUUGACUAGUGCCCUCUUCCCAUACUCUGCCUCCUUACCUCCCAACUUACGUCAGAUUUAUCUCCACUGUUGCCUAGAGUUGUGGGUCAGCAUCCCUUCUAUCUGCCCUGGACAGGAAAUAGAGCUAUCAUACUGAAAGUGCCCAAUUUAGGAUUUGGGUCCUAUUAUAGGGUCCCAACUUCCUGAGCUUCCUGCCAGUAACAGACACACACACACACUCACUCACUCACUCACUCUCUCACUCUUAAGGCACUAUCCUGGACUUUGAGAAUGGGUAUCCAGGUAUUGUAUGCGUGGCGUACAUGUGCUUACUUGUGUUAGCAUUAGGAGAAGCUCCAUCCCUCACCUAACCUUCUUCCUGGCCUAUCCUUGGCUGGAAGAGGCUAGUCACCUAGGAGUAUCAUUUUCUGUAUGAAUUCUUUCCCUGCUCCCAAUUAUUUCACUUCCUCUUCCUGUUUGGAGAGCAGAUGGGCCUCUUUGGUUGAAGUUGAAUGGAGAGAUGACUGGGCUAAGCAACAAGCUGACCCAGCAACGUGUUGGUUUUCUCAUCUGUAAGUGAUAGGAGUUGCUUAGACGAUCUACAUCCUUUCCAGUUGGAUGACUUUCUAAAGCCAGAGGCUUGAGCCACCUGUGACUGGCCCCCUUGCUUCUCCCUCUUCAAGGUGCUAUGCCUGCCAGCCCUGGAGGCUGGACACAUCUCUUCCUCCAACCACCAGGGGGCAGGAGUUCACUCUCCACUCUCAGUUGCCAGAGUGGCCAAUCAGUGCCCAAUCUAUCCACCUGCCCUUGAGGGCUGGUCUUCAUCCCUUCCUCUGGUUGUUUUCAGCUAGUAGCUGAACUAUUUAUAUCACCUAUAUUUAUAUGCUUGCUGCCAUGGUGAAAGCCGGACAAGGUGCUUCUCUAGCCCUUCUUACCUCAGAUGUCUGAACAGAACCAGGCAAAUCACUAGCAGCUUCCUAGGAGCUCCCAGGUCUUCCAUUGGGGCUCUGAAGGAUAGCUACUCACGCAGAUGUGCUAUCAAGUGAGCUUAAAACCUCCAACCUUCCAAUGCCCUCUUCAUGCUUCUGGUGUGCACACUUAACAGGUGAGACACUAGCCAGGUGACCUCCAGUACAUGCCCCUUCUCCCCAGAAUGGGAGAGGUAAGCAGGGGCAGGUGUCUAGGGUUGGGCAAGGAGAGGGCAUCUACAGGCUCAGGCUCAAAGUUCAUUUAUUGAUAUGUUGGACACAAUAAAACCACAAUUGCUAUUAUCAAAAA
Molecule: messenger RNA, 2122 nt
Organism: Marmota flaviventris (yellow-bellied marmot)
Lineage: Eukaryota; Metazoa; Chordata; Mammalia; Rodentia; Sciuridae
Gene: Nkiras2
Product: NFKB inhibitor interacting Ras like 2
Biological process (GO): Ral protein signal transduction; negative regulation of canonical NF-kappaB signal transduction
Molecular function (GO): GTPase activating protein binding; GTPase activity; GTP binding
Source: RefSeq, a predicted model, not a curated record